This is a messenger RNA of Prorocentrum cordatum, 864 nucleotides long. The record is from the annotation of a GenBank genome assembly. NCBI's taxonomy places the organism in Eukaryota, Dinophyceae, Prorocentrales, Prorocentraceae.
GAGUGCGCGGCUGGGCGCGAGGGCCGCGAGGGCGCCGCCGACGGGCCCCCGGGCGGGCAGGGCGCGCGGGAGGCAGAGCAGCGGGCGCAGGCGGCGGAGCGGAGGGCCCUCGAGGCCGAGCGGAGGGCGCUGGCGGCGGAGCAGAGGGCCCGCGAGGCCGAGGAGCGCGCGCGGCAGAGCGAGCAGAGGGCGAGGGAGGGCGAGGCUGCGAUGAGAGCACACGUCGCCCGGCUGGUGGCCGAGAACGAGCAGGUCCAGAAGCAGGCCCAGGCGGCGAAGGAGGCGUUCACGGAGCGGCUCGGCGGACUGGAGCUGCAGCGGGAUGCCGAUGCCGCUGCCUGGGGCGGGAGGGACGACAAGGGCAUGUGCGAAGCGCAGUUGGCCGCACUGGACUCGGAGAAGAAGCAGUUCCGGCAGGAGGCCACGGCAAUCUUCAAAACCAUGGAGGACUUUCUGAAGAGCCAGCUGCACGGAUUGGAGCAGAACAGAACACAAUUCCAACAGUACCUUGCCAACUCCGCCCAGGCAAAGGAGGCGGAUGAGGAUGUGCACGAAGCUCAGUUGAGCACGCUCGAGUCGGAGAGGGAGCAGUUCCGGCAGGAGGCCAGCAUAAUUUUCAAUUUCAUGGAACACACUCUGAAGAGCCAGCUGCACGGAUUGGAGCUGGACAGGGGCCGACUCCAACAGCAGCUCGCCGCCUCCGCCCAGGACAGGGAGGUGGACGAGGAUCUGCUCGAUGCGCAGCCCAGCCCGCCCGAGUCGCAGAAGGAGCAGCCGCGGCAGGGAGCGAGUGACGGGAGCGAGGCCCAGCAGAAGCAGCUCGGGGGCUGCGGGCAGGAGCUCGAAGCAGCCACCGCCGCAUAG